This is a messenger RNA of Zingiber officinale, 2027 nucleotides long. RefSeq names its product T-complex protein 1 subunit epsilon. Gene Ontology annotation, cellular component: chaperonin-containing T-complex. Gene Ontology annotation, molecular function: ATP hydrolysis activity; ATP binding; ATP-dependent protein folding chaperone. Gene Ontology annotation, biological process: protein folding. The coding region runs from base 97 to 1704 and encodes 535 amino acids. NCBI's taxonomy places the organism in Eukaryota, Viridiplantae, Streptophyta, Magnoliopsida, Zingiberales, Zingiberaceae. The transcript is spliced from 9 exons. The record is from RefSeq and is a predicted model, not a curated record.
UCACACAAGGAGCAGCAGUGCAGCUUCUAGGUUUUUCUUCCACUUCCGCCACCGUUUCUAGGCGGACAGAAGAAGCACAAGGGAGGCGAAGGGAGCAUGGCGUUGGCGUUCGACGAGUACGGUCGUCCCUUCAUUAUAAUCAAGGAGCAGGAGCAGAAGUCGCGCCUGCGGGGUCUCGAUGCGCAGAAGGCAAACAUCUCCGCCGGGCAGGCCGUCGCGCGGAUCCUCCGCACCUCGCUCGGCCCCAAGGGUAUGGACAAGAUGCUCCAGAGCCCCGAUGGCGACGUCAUCAUAACAAACGAUGGAGCAACAAUCUUGGAGCAGAUGGAUGUGGAUAAUCAGAUUGCAAAGCUGAUGGUUGAAUUGUCCCGUAGUCAAGACUAUGAAAUUGGUGAUGGUACCACUGGAGUUGUUGUUUUGGCAGGUUCACUACUUGAGCAGGCAGAGAAACUACUGGAACGUGGUAUUCACCCUAUUAGAGUUGCCGAGGGUUAUGAAAUGGCCUCUAGGCUUGCUGUGGAGCAUCUCGAGCGCAUCUCACAUAAAUUUGAAUUUAGUGCCACUGAUAUUGAGCCAUUGGUGCAGACUUGCAUGACAACAUUGUCUUCAAAAAUUGUCAACCGCUGCAAGCGUGAAUUAGCUGAGAUUGCUGUAAAGGCUGUUAUUGCUGUUGCCGAUCUAGAGAGGAAAGAUGUUAAUUUGGAAUUAAUCAAGGUUGAAGGGAAAGUUGGUGGAAAAUUGGAAGACACAGAACUUAUUUAUGGUAUUGUGGUUGAUAAAGAUAUGAGCCAUCCUCAAAUGCCAAAAAGAAUUGAGGAUGCAAAAAUUGCUAUUCUGACAUGUCCAUUUGAGCCGCCUAAGCCAAAGACAAAGCAUAAGAUUGACAUUGAUUCUGUGGAAAAAUUCCAGACGUUACGCCAGCAGGAGCAGAAAUACUUUGAUGAUAUGGUUCAAAAAUGCAAGGAUGUCGGUGCCACUUUAGUAAUCUGUCAAUGGGGUUUUGAUGAUGAAGCAAACCAUCUAUUAAUGCAUCGGAAUUUACCUGCUGUUAGAUGGGUUGGUGGUGUUGAAUUGGAGUUGAUUGCAAUAGCUACAGGUGGGAGAAUAGUUCCAAGGUUCCAGGAGUUGACACCUGAAAAACUAGGAAAGGCUGGAUUAGUUAGAGAGAAAUCAUUUGGAACUACCAAAGAUCGGAUGUUAUAUAUUGAGCAUUGUGCUAACUCCAGAGCUGUAACCAUUUUCAUUCGUGGAGGUAACAAAAUGAUGAUAGAGGAAACAAAGCGUAGUCUUCAUGAUGCACUGUGUGUGGCAAGAAAUCUGAUACGCAACAAUUCUAUUGUUUAUGGUGGUGGUUCUGCUGAAAUAUCUUGUUCAAUUGCAGUGGAAAAUGCUGCAGAUAAAUUUCCAGGGGUUGAGCAGUAUGCUAUCAGGUCUUUUGCUGAAGCUUUAGAUGCUAUUCCAAUGGCCCUUGCUGAGAAUAGUGGUCUCCCACCUAUUGACACACUUACAGCAGUUAAAUCUCAGCAAGUUAAGGAGACGAAUCCACAUUUCGGUGUUGAUUGCAAUGAUGUUGGGACAAACGACAUGAAGGAGCAGAACGUAUUCGAGACGCUGAUUGGGAAGCAGCAGCAAAUUUUGCUUGCAACUCAGGUUGUGAAAAUGAUUUUGAAGAUUGAUGAUGUGAUCACCCCAUCUGAGUAUUAAUUCUGCGGCUAAGGUGGUCCGUGAAGGCGUUUCUAGUUGAAUUUCACAUAGCUAGGUGGGCGAUGUGGCACCCAGAAAUGCAAUUGCUUACCUCUAAUGUUAUAUCUUUAGGGGUUUGAAUCUGAAACAGUUUUGUGGUUUAUGUUUCCGUAGGUAAUGUUAUAUUUUAUGUUCGACCGAGUCAGCGUUUAGGUCAUGUGGCUUGCUAACACUUUCAAGUUAAAUUGUGUCGAACAAAUUUGGUUGCCAGUCGACUUAGAACAUUUAACGAUCGUGAUUAGUAGUGUUUUAUUAUUAUUAUUAUUAAGGCUUAAUUUUGUCUA